UUAUCAUAUCUUAGCAUUCAGGUUGAGUGCAAGUGAUCAGGCAGAAUACGAUGUUGGCGAGGCGAGGAAUGUUGUGAAGGGGAAGUUAAGUUGCUUGAUCAUCUUGAAUCUUACUGGAGGUGUCUGCUCCAGAUGGAUUGGAAUGGCUGAUCUGUGGCCGAUUUGGGCAUAUCUCUGGACAUCAGCUUUGCUGGGUUUGUCCCAGGCUGUUGAUGUCACUUUCAGUCAUCUGGGAGAUGGUUACUUUGUCAAGUCACCAUUACUCAAAAAGAACAAUCAUGACCGCCAAGUCCAGCAGGAACUGUUUGUGGUGCCGACGGCAGGCAAAGUGGCCACCUUAAGGGCUAGCUAUGGCCCUCUUAUUGCAGAGGGCUCCACACCACAUUUCUAUGCCAAUAAAACCAAUGCAUCAGCCCAACAGCCGGCAGGACUGCUUUUUCCAGGAAUGGAUGUCAGUGUUCACAUCAUCAGAAAGGAGAUACCACACAAUUCUGCUACAGUUUUGGUGCUUUCCCAUGCUAGUCAUGGAAGCCAAAGAAACAAGUACAAGACUCGAAACCGACAAAAGUGGUGCUUAUCAGUCUAUGUACAGAAAGACUUGAGUGAAGUUUCCUCCUCUUGCGAGAUCAAAGAGGAUGAUCCUUUAUGUUUAUUAAAACUCAGUUUGCCAACAGCAUGGUGGAAUAAUUCAACUGUCACAGCAAAUGUCUACCAUUCUCUCCACACAGUGGAUAUUAAUUCUCCCUGUGUCAGUGCUACAAACUCAAUCCUGCCCAGCAAAACUAAAGAAGAGGAUGUUUUACACAUACAGAAGCAUUUUCUCUCAUCUGUGAUUUUAGUUCCCAAUAAACCCUCUGCGCAAUCCCUGGAUGUGAGAUACCGUAGGGUCCAGGGGGAUUUACUAGUCAUUGAUAUUCCCACAGAAGGUUUCCCUGCAGGAGCCACUUUUGAAGUUCCAGUCUUAUUACAGGCAGAGUCCUACCUUAGAGCCUUUUCUAUACACACAAAAGCAAGAAAAGGUCUUAGAAUUCUGGAUGCCAAGUCCUCAAACCCUAGUAUUUGGAGGGUGCAGCUCAGUUUGAACCACAAGCAUAAAAGUGGCAUGGUUACAGCAUUUGUCAAAGAUGCAGAACAUUACACGAAGAAGUCAAGUGUUCAAGAGGUUUUGCGUUUCACAGUGAAAGUGGAUGAUGAUUUUGAAGAUGAGCAGACAGGAAGACUUGCCUUUGGCAUUGAAUAUAAGAAUCCUAUUAAAGCAAAGAAGAAGCAUAGGCAAAAAAGAAAUAACUGGAGUGCUAGAGUGGUUGCUAGAAUUCCAUUAUAUCCAGAUACUGAACAAACAGUUAUUCCAGUGACACAUAACACAGAACUGAUCAAUACUGCCAUUUUAACUGGAAAGCAGCAAAUGUUCCCCCUGAAUGUCUUUGGUGUGAGCAAAGGAGGUACUGUUAAAGACAUCAGGGCAACCUGUACCUGUGUAUCUAAUAUGCCUGAUGCAUUAAAGGUGUCCAGCAGUUGCCUUGAUGUGUAUUUAGACGGCACAGAGAGCACAGGGAGUGAUCAAGUCACUAUCACUCUGUCAUGUGGGACCUUCUCACAAGAACUAAAUUUUAGAGUCUGGGUGCCAGAUUUUCCUCUUGAAGUGGUUCUAUCAGACAACAAACUCAGUCAGAUCAAGGCUUGGAAAGUGCCGCCAGGGAGGAAGAAGAGGUAGGACCUG
Lingula anatina is the source of this 1720-nucleotide messenger RNA. Its product is annotated as transmembrane protein 132C. NCBI's taxonomy places the organism in Eukaryota, Metazoa, Brachiopoda, Lingulata, Lingulida, Lingulidae. The record is from RefSeq and is a predicted model, not a curated record.